This is a messenger RNA of Pollicipes pollicipes, 1194 nucleotides long. Its product is annotated as ras-specific guanine nucleotide-releasing factor 1. NCBI's taxonomy places the organism in Eukaryota, Metazoa, Arthropoda, Thecostraca, Pollicipedomorpha, Pollicipedidae. Gene Ontology annotation, biological process: retrograde transport, endosome to Golgi; endosome organization; receptor recycling. The record is from RefSeq and is a predicted model, not a curated record. Gene Ontology annotation, molecular function: protein binding; guanyl-nucleotide exchange factor activity. Gene Ontology annotation, cellular component: early endosome; trans-Golgi network; recycling endosome. The annotation marks the transcript as partial. The transcript is spliced from 9 exons.
AUGUCGCCGGAGAGCGGGCUGGGCUGGGUCGGUGCCGCGACGCAGAGGUGGAGCGGCGGGAUCGAUCUGCGUCGCGCGGCGGCCACGGGGCGCUCCCGAGCGGCGCGCCGCCCGUCCGUCCAGGCUAUGCUCUCGCCCAAGAUGCAGCGCAGCGUGCGCAUCAACGACAACCAGCUGCUGAUGCUGGCCGAGAAGGCGCGCUACGACCAGCACAUGUGCGGCAGCCUCUACAAGCGCACCUCCGACAACUCCAAGUGGCAGCUGCGGUGGUUCAACCUGUACCAGAACCUUCUGUUCUACUACGAGGCCGAGUCGAGCAGCCGACCGUCCGGGGUGGUGCUGCUGGAGGGAUGCUACUGCGAGCGGCUCAUCACCACCUCCUCCAAGCCCAAGGACUCUGAUCCCCAGUACUGUCUGUCCAUCACGUACCGGCGGGAGAACCAGCGCCAGUACGACCUCCGCGCCAACUCGGAGAACGACUGCAAGGCCUGGAUCGACGCCAUCAGGCAGGCCAGCUUCAACAAGCUCCUGCUGCAGAAGGAGGAGCUUGAACAGAAGCACCUUCACCUGCUACAGAUAGUAGAGAGUGAAAAGACAGCUAAGUGGCAGUACACGCAGCAGUGUGAGGAGCUCACCACAGAAAUAAAGAAGCUACGCAACGAGCUUUGCACGCUGAAGAAGGACUGGCGGUUUCUUCCGCAUCAGCAGUCAGAAGAAAGCGAAGAGUCUGACGAGAUCAAGAAGAUUAAGAAGGUCCAAAGCUUUUUCCGCGGCUGGCUGUGUCGCCGUCGCUGGAAGCAGAUUGUCGAGGAAUAUAUCAAGUCACCACAUGCCGAGAGCAUGCGUAAGCGAAACAGUCUCGUGUUUCGAAUGGUGGAGGCAGAAGAGGAGUACGUGGAGCAGCUCAACAUCCUAGUGACGGGCUUUUUAAGGCCAUUCAAAAUGGCGGCCUCUUCAAAAAUGCCGCCGUGUAGCCACGAAGAUGUCAAUUCGAUAUUCCUUAACUCGGAGACACUGUUAUUUUUGCACCAAAUAUUUUUGAAGGGCCUUUCCGCCCGAAUGGAAAGCUGGCCGACAUUGGUGCUGGAUAACUACCGGCCUAUAUGUGCUCCAUUAGGAGACCUGUUCGACAUGCUGCUACCGAUGCUGAGCAUAUACCAGGAAUAUGUUCGGAACCAUCACUACAGUCUCCAG